This is a messenger RNA of Elephantulus edwardii (Cape elephant shrew), 477 nucleotides long. RefSeq names its product mammaglobin-A-like. The transcript is spliced from 3 exons. NCBI's taxonomy places the organism in Eukaryota, Metazoa, Chordata, Mammalia, Macroscelidea, Macroscelididae. Gene Ontology annotation, biological process: androgen receptor signaling pathway. The record is from RefSeq and is a predicted model, not a curated record. Bases 1 to 477 code for a protein of 158 amino acids.
AUGAAGCUGGUCCUCGUCCUCCUGCUGGCUGCUCUUCCCCUCUACUGCUGUGCAGGUACUAGCUGCAAACUUUUAAAAAAUGCGGUUGAUUGGACAAUAGAUCCGAAAGUGUCAAAGGAAGAAUACACAGAUAACCUUAAAGCAUUCAUACGAGGUGACCAAUCUUUAACAGUCCUACAAUAUUUCAAACAGUGCUAUCUCAAGCAGCCGCAAGAGGUUCUAGAUCCUGUCAAUAACACAAUGGAGCUGGGGGAGGACGGUGGCCCGCGAGGCUCGAGGCUCGUCGCAGACAACGCAGCGGCGAUGUCCGUGAGCCAGGCGAGUGCCGCGGAGGCAGCGGCGGGGCCUCGCGCGCAGCAGGGCGGCCUGAGCUGCGGCCUCCCUCCAGUUCCCGGGAAGCAGGCUGGCGGCAAGCACGGGAGCAGCAGCAGCAGAGGCGGAGGCUCUGGCGCGUCUUUCUCCUCCGCCUCGGCCUGA